CAACUACGUCCACUCGAUAACCGAAAUCAUGUGCGGUAGCGACAUCUGUCUCGGCAUCAUCGCCAUUUUCUUCCCACCGAUCGCGGUUUGGGUGAAGCGCGGUCUCUGCAGCGCCGACAGUUUCAUCAACAUUGCGCUAUGCAUGCUCGGUUUCCUACCCGGUCUCUUCCACGCCUGGUACAUCAUCGCCGCGACCCCCUCGCCGACCUACGACGAACUGGCGCAAAACGACCCCGAGCGCGGCCAGGUCACAUAUUACUACGUCUCAUCACAGCCGCAGCCACGACAGCAGGUCGGUCGAGGAGGAGCACCGAUUAAGCCUGUGGGCGCCGCACCCGCGCGAAGCUAUGGAACCGUGCCGAAUCAGCAGUUCCCUCCUCAGCAAAGCCAUGUUCAGCCUCAUCCGGCACAGUACCAGGCGCCUGCCUCUUCUUCAGCAGCGGCAGGUCCGAGCGAUGAUGCAGCACCCCCGCCGAGUUAUGCGCAGGUCGUGGAGGGUGAUCACAAGGUCCAGAAGAAGUGAGGGUAAAUGGUGCAAGAGGCCAGGUGAAGUGGCGCAAAACAUGGAUGCUUUUGUUUGUGGAAUUUGUAGAAGGAUGAAUGCAGGGCUUUAGGAGUUAAUUGAUUUCGGCGCAAUUGGUUUUAAGG
Messenger RNA from Dissoconium aciculare CBS 342.82, 648 nucleotides. RefSeq names its product UPF0057-domain-containing protein. Gene Ontology annotation, molecular function: ubiquitin protein ligase binding. The record is from RefSeq and is a predicted model, not a curated record. Lineage: Eukaryota; Fungi; Ascomycota; Dothideomycetes; Mycosphaerellales; Dissoconiaceae. The transcript has 2 exons. Gene Ontology annotation, biological process: endosome transport via multivesicular body sorting pathway. Bases 29 to 523 code for a protein of 164 amino acids. Gene Ontology annotation, cellular component: fungal-type vacuole membrane; fungal-type vacuole lumen.